ACAAAUGCUUGUCGUACAUGAAUUUAAUGUCUACUUGAACCGAAGAUGUGAAAAUAGCUUCUACAGAUUGAAAAAUAUUGUUUGAAUAUGCGGUCAUUUUUUAUUGUUGCUGUAAUAACAUUUUUAUGUAAACUACCCACAAAUACUUUAGGGGAUGACUACGAUUAUUAUGCUGGCGAAGAGGUCAAAUACUUUGAUCUUAGAGGCAAAUUAAGACAAAGUUUCGCACUCGAAGCUGUGUUAUUAAAGCCUCAUAGCAGUAUCAUUUGUUCUCCGAUUUCUGCUUUAUUGCCCAUCGGUAAACUAGCCUUGGGAGCAGAGGGUAAAACCCUUGAUGAACUAAUAAAAGCCGUCGGAGUGCAGUCGGAUUUCUCCAUGGAGUAUGAGACUUCUAUAGAGGGGAUCGAAUAUCAUUUUAAGAUCGUUCUAAGUAUACUCCAAUUUUUGCCGGGCGUUAUUUUGGACUUGGCUAAUAAACUUUACGUGUCGAAUAAAUAUCGUCUCCGUUCAAAGUUUUCUAAAUUGGCAAAAAGCAUUUUCAAUUCAUCAGUAGAAGAGGUCGACUUUGAGGAUACUCAAAGAGUAUUAAAUAACAUCAAUGGCUGGGUGGCAUCGGAAACCCACGGCAUGAUACCCUCAAUACUAUCAUCUAAUGACAUCUCUUCUGACUCUUCUUUGAUCGUUGUAAAUGCUAUUUAUUUUGCGGGUAAAUGGAAAUACCCUUUUCCGUGGGUCAAUGUCGGGACUUUUCAUUCGGCGCAUGGCACGAGAGAAAUCCCCAUGAUGUCCCAUACGAUGGACUAUGAGUACACUUUCAGCACACCUUUAAUGGCGCAGAUAAUAAAUAUACCAUACCAUGGCAACAAAGCUUCGUUCCUCUUAAUACUUCCAAAGGAGAGAAACGAACUGGAUCUUGUCAUGGAACGUUUGAAAAACGAACCGAAUCUGUUGUCUUGGGCUAUAUCGAAGAUGGAAAAAACAAGACUUAAGUUAACGAUGCCUAAAUUUAAAAUCGAAUCCGAAUGGAAUCUUCGUGACUUGUAUAAAAAGAUAGGAAUAAGUACAAUAUUCAAAAAGGAUAAAUCUCAACUGAAGAAUAUUGUAAAGAACGAAACUCUAGUUGUCUCUGCGGCGAUACAGAAGGCCGUCAUAGAGGUAAAUGAAUUUGGCACAGAAGCCGCCGCGUCAUCUGCUAUAUCAAUAGUAAAUCUAUCGUACAUGGAGCCAAUAGUAAUAAAAGCUGACCAUCCUUUCCUGUUCUACGUACUUGGAAAAAAUCAACAAUUAUUCUCUGGAGUAUUUAAAGGACCUUCAUAAA
Messenger RNA from Papilio xuthus (Asian swallowtail), 1318 nucleotides. Its product is annotated as antichymotrypsin-2. Bases 88 to 1317 code for a protein of 409 amino acids. Lineage: Eukaryota; Metazoa; Arthropoda; Insecta; Lepidoptera; Papilionidae. The transcript has 9 exons. Gene Ontology annotation, molecular function: serine-type endopeptidase inhibitor activity. The record is from RefSeq and is a predicted model, not a curated record.